Molecule: messenger RNA, 2319 nt
Organism: Pomacea canaliculata
Lineage: Eukaryota; Metazoa; Mollusca; Gastropoda; Architaenioglossa; Ampullariidae
Product: galactosylgalactosylxylosylprotein 3-beta-glucuronosyltransferase 3-like
Exons: 8
Coding region: 214-1239 (341 amino acids)
Biological process (GO): carbohydrate metabolic process; chondroitin sulfate proteoglycan biosynthetic process
Cellular component (GO): Golgi membrane
Molecular function (GO): galactosylgalactosylxylosylprotein 3-beta-glucuronosyltransferase activity
Source: RefSeq, a predicted model, not a curated record
CCUUUGUACACGUUUAUAGUGGCAACAUCAGAAACUUUGUGAAACGCCCGUCUUUGACACUGCAGCGGUUUUUGCUGUUGUUUUAUCAGCUGUGUUGUGCCGUCAAGGCAAACGUCACUGAAUGUCAAUCAAACAUUUAAUCAAGCGCUAAAUCAAUAAAUGAAUAUCAAAUUAUGAAGAGAACAUGGGAAACAAAGUUAACAUGAGCAAGAAAUGAAGACAUUUAUCAAACCUCAGCGUUUUGUGUAUCUGUACAUUGCAAUAAUCACAUGUGCUGCUUUCCUGCUGGCUUUAAACUAUGCUGCCUGGUGUAAGGAUGAAGAAUCUGAAGCCCAGCAAGACUUAAUUGAGUCAUAUCGUGUUCGAUUAAAGGCAGCAGAAAUUACAAUUAAUGAUUUGACCAUCAAAUUGUAUAGUCGUCCAGAGAACACCACUUUGCAGCAGCCUCGCAGUGCCUUCAUUAAAGGUAUUCCUGUGAUUUACCUCAUAACUCCAACACAUUCCCGAUCAGAACAAAAGGCAGAUCUUGUUCGUUUAAGUCACACACUUCUUCAUGUGCCUAACAUUCACUGGGUAAUUGUUGAAGACACAGCAGUGAAAACUAGACUUGUCACCAACUUCCUGAGGACUUGUGGCCUGAACUACACACAUCUGAAUGUAGCAACACCACCAGAGGUGAAGAUGAAAUCCACAGACCCCAACUGGCUCAAGCCUCGUGGAGUACUUCAGAGAAACGCUGGUCUUGAGUGGAUUAGAAGCACAUCAAAAAGAAAAAAACUGGAGCCAGCUGUUGUGUAUUUUGCGGAUGAUGACAACACAUACAGCUUGCAGAUAUUUGAAGAGAUGCGUUGGACAAAAAAGGUAUCAGUAUGGCCUGUUGGCUUAGUUGGAGCACUGCGAUAUGAAAGUCCCAUUGUUGUUAAGGGACAAGUAACAGGGUGGCUGACAUACUGGAGGCCUCAGAGGCCUUUUGCAAUGGACAUGGCAGGGUUUGCAGUCAAUCUGAGAUUAAUUUUGUCACACCCAUCAGCACAGUUUUCAAUUACUGCUCCACGUGGCUACCAAGAAUCUAGUCUUCUAUCUGGCCUUGGGAUCUCACUGAUAGACCUUGAGCCCAAAGCUGAAAACUGUACAAAGGUACUAGUGUGGCAUACAAGAACAGAAAAGACAAGACUUAAAAAUGAAGAAAAAAUGAGACAGCAAUUUGGCAAAGGAACAGAUCUUGAUAUAGAGGUUUAACAUUCUGAGCUUAAAUGCUGUUAUAUUAAUUUAUACUGCAUGUUGCCUUGUGGUCAAUGGUUUAUAAAUCUUUCCAGCUAGUAAAGAAGCAAGUUUGUGUUUUCAUGUGUGGAUGCGAAUGAGAUGGCAUGUAUACAUGUGCAGAAUGAUUUAGAGAGAAUGAAUGUGUAAAUUUUAUUGGUAAUAUAGGAAACAUUUGACUUGUCAACAGUGGGGAAAAUAAUGUUCUUGUUCUCUUUGUGAUUAAAGUUGACAUUUUUCGCAUCAUUCAAAAAGUGUAAAUGAUUUUACAGAUUCACAGGGUUUGCCAUUGAUCUUGUGUUGAGAUGUUAACACACCUUUCAUUGAAAUGUAAAAUUGCUGUUGUUGAUCUUUGUUUUCUGCUUCACUGGUAUAUUUCCAGUCCAUUUCCUGUCUUCCCUUUUUCUCAUUCUGUGAUGAUUUUAACCACCCUUUCCCAUCUCACAGGUAAACAUUGUUGGGAAUGCUUUGAAGCAAAAAGUUGUCAAUGUGACCUCUACUAACAUUUUCCCUUUGGAUUUCCUAUUUCUUUCUUCCUUUGUUUAUGCUGAAUAAAGAUUAUAUUUUGCAUGAUUUUCAAGCAGUGAUUUUGAAACUGUAUUGAAUUUUUGAAAAGAUUGCUGUGUCCUAAAGAGUCUCAUAAAAUUCAUAGAACAUAUUUAUGCAUUAUAUAUAAACUUGAAUGUAAAAGUGCACUCAUUUCUAUUUUCACGUGCAUGUUUACAUUUAUAGGUGUUUAUAAAUAGGGAUUUUAGUAACUCUUGAUUAGUAAUUAGUAACUUGAUAGCUCUGGUAUGGAUUUUUAAAAUACUUGCAGGGUUCCUUCCUAUUUUAAUAUUGACAUUGGGUCUAGGCAACUGCAAAAAACAAGAUAACAGAGAUCUUUAUAUUUGUUGCUAGAAAAACUACUGCAACCACAUUUUUUGUUAUUGUCACUGUACUUAAUGUUGUGACCGGCUAUUUGAGUUUAUCACCAGUUUCUACUAUAACUACUGGUCAUUUGUUUGGGCUGUACUCAGUGUUUGAGCCAUCUAUGCAAUAUUGAAUUUUGGUUUUGUA